Actinia tenebrosa (Australian red waratah sea anemone) is the source of this 4044-nucleotide messenger RNA. RefSeq names its product E3 ubiquitin-protein ligase RNF123. Gene Ontology annotation, molecular function: ubiquitin-protein transferase activity; protein binding. The record is from RefSeq and is a predicted model, not a curated record. Gene Ontology annotation, cellular component: cytoplasm. NCBI's taxonomy places the organism in Eukaryota, Metazoa, Cnidaria, Anthozoa, Actiniaria, Actiniidae.
UAAACCUCGUUUUAAAACAAAGAUGGCGCACUAGUAAAGGAUUUUUACUUGGUGCUCCAUAAUUUUCAACCUUUUAUACAUCUCUUUAUCGUACGAAUUUCAUUCAGAGCCAUUUAGUACUACUCUUAAAUCUAUUGACUAUCGUGUAGUCGAAUAUCAGCUUGACUGAGUGCGACAUUAGCUAAAAAAAUGCAAGAUGAAGUAAAGUAGUCUUCUGAAAUUAUGGAUGUGGACCAGUUUUUAACAUCGAUUUUUCCAACGCCAGAGAAAGAAAAUGUUGCAACUCCAAGGAGAUUGCUUGAAUAUAGUACGCUACAAGAACACAUCGAUGACAUUCUUAACCACUAUGAAGACACCACACAACCAGAACAAGAUCAAAGAGAAAGGGCAAUGAAUGAUGGCAGGAUUGGAGCAGAAAUAGUUGGCAUUGACAAGAACAGCCUCUGUGGAUCUAUGAAUAUCAAAGACAAUAUUGAGCUUGAAAGUCAAAGUAACUUCAGCAGUGUGAGAUCAAGUAUUUGCAUCUGCAAAGGAAAAUGGAUGUAUGAAAUUCUGCUUGGGUCUAAAGGGAUCAUGCAGCUUGGAUGGGCAACUCUGUCUUGCAACUUUACAAGUGAGGAAGGGGUUGGAGACACACCAGAUUCUUUUGCUUACGAUGGUCACAGGGUUCGUAAAUGGAAUAUGUCAACAGCCAAGUAUGGAGAGGAGUGGAUGGCAGGAGAUGUAAUUGGUUGUUCACUAGAUCUUGAUGAAGGGAAAAUAUCAUAUAGCAGAAAUGGAAAGUCUUUAGGCGUGGCUUUUGAUAACGUCAGAUAUGGACCCGGUGUUGCUUAUUUUCCUGCCGUGAGUCUGUCAUACGGCGAAUCCUGCCAGCUGAACUUUGGAGCAUAUCCAUUCAAAUUUCCGAUGGAGGGAUUCAAACCUCUUCAAGACCCUCCAACAGCUAUUGUUUCUAAAGCUACAGAGUUGAUGAACUGCUUGGAUAGAUUACUCCCUUCACCUGAUAGGGUUGCAUGCCUUCCACCAUCUCUCCAUGGCAGGUCUGAUACCCUUUCGUUUCUCACAACAGCCCAUGUGUUUGAGAAACUUGGCCCUCUGCUGACCAAAGGCUUUGUUGUUGAGAAGGUCUUGCUACCUUUUCUUCUCAAGUCUUGCUCUGGAGGUAAUCCCCUUGCAGAACAGACUGGUGUCUACAGGAUGCUUGAUCUGAUGUGGGCAUGUAUGGAGGACUUUGAGCUGGAGCCAUGUCUGGAGAACUUACUAUUUGCCCUGAUCAAAGCAUACUGGUAUCAACCAGUAACCCUUGACUUCAAACAGCAGGCCCAUUGUUUGUCUCUUGCUCUGAGUAUAUUACGCCAUCACAAGACAAGAAGAUUGUGGAUUGAGUGCAAAAUAUUCCCCCAAAAGUUCAGUUACUUUAUGCACAUUAGACCUCCAGAUGAUGACAUACUUAAUGCUGCUUUUCCAGUUGUGUGGAGAGAAAGUAAUAAUGAAACCUCUCAGUCUGCUACAGACAAAGAAGAAUAUCUAUCAGCUUGUCAAAGACUGAAAAACAAAGUACAAGUUCUGGAAGACGUUCAAGUAGAAAUGUGUAAAAUUCUGCUCCAGGAUGAUGAUCUAUCCACUAUGGGUACUAAGUCCACAAGAGCAAUGUUCCUGGAUAAAUUUAUGAAAUAUCUACAAGAAAACAUGUUGCCAACUUCAAAUUUACGUGUACAGCCAUCUACAGCAUGCGGAGGACCAGUCAUUACCUGCUUCUAUCACAGACUCAUCCAGGCCCUCAGGUGUCACUGGGACGAUAUAUCUGACCAAAGCCAUUCAUCAAGACCUAGCCAUGGUGACGUUUAUGUUCCAUUUCACAUAUUCUUUGAUGGAAGCAUUCAGUAUUGGGACAUGUCAAGAUUGGGUGGACUCGUUUCCCAUCUGAAGAAAACCAAUGACACUGCCAUCAAAGAAGAACUCAACAAACAGAAGUCUGCUGCAUUUGGCGGUAAUACUCUGGCAGAGGAGGACUGGCUACAAGACUCUUCAUUGGUCAGAAUGCUUGAUGAUGUUAUUUUGCUGUAUCAUAUUGCUGUACACAAGCAGCUCUCAAAGGUUUGUGCAGUGAGAGACAGCAUGCAGCAAAAUAUCAAGGCUCUGGAAGACAUAGAAGCUAGGAUAAAAAGAUGCCCUCCUGAGAGAGAAGAAGUGUUGGCCGAGUUGAACAGAUCAAGGUCUGUGUUUCUAGAAGAGACAACAAACUGUGCUCGGCAUAUGGCAUGGGUGUCUACCCUGAUCUUCACCAAGAGUAAGCAAGAGGACAUCCAUUGGAUGCUGCGCUGCAUUCUCAAGUCCAUAUCUAGAGGAGCCAAAAGAGGCUCUCUCUUUGAAUUUGCCCCAGAGUUUUACGUGGAAGUUGCUAUCAAUGCUUUCCAUGGUCUUCGAAACUACUUCCAUCCAACUACAAAUUUUUUUGAUUUGCCUGCUGUAUACUUGGUGUUCGUUUCUUCUCCAGAUGCAACAGGUACACUAGACAAAAUGGCAGCCUUCUUGCUCACUCAUUUUAAUGACAAAAGGAUUAUCAACCCCGAUUUACGGGAUAUUGUUAUUCAGGCAUUAGCUGCUUUUGUCUGUUAUCCUGACAGUCUUAAAGCUGUUGAGAGGAUGCCUGGAGAUCUACUUGAGAGCUCAGUGCGCUUUUUGUUGGGUGCAUAUGACAAGCGUUCAUGGGUACAGACAACAUGGAUACUAGUUAGAAUAUGGAAGGGAUGUGGGUUUGCAUUCAGGUACACCAGCUCCCAAGAUGUUUUCACAUCUUCUGCUUUUCCAGAACAAGGUCACUUAAGAGCAAGCCUGCAACCUCCUUGUCCAUCUGACGUUUUACAGAAACUGAUAUCAAAACUGUGUUUGAGUGAUGUGAAGUUGGCAGAUGAGUUUCUCAAUGGAGUGUUAAACCAACUAAACUGGGCAUUCUCGGAAUUCAUAGAAAUGCUACAAGAGAUCCAACAGGCUACAAACAGGUUAGAAAUUAGUUUGGAGAAAAGGCAGUUACGUACAUGUGCCGUGUGCUUUGACCUUACUGUUGGCCUGUUAAGGGUUCUAGAGAUGGUAUCAACUGUUACACCACAGGUGUUUACUGACUGGAAAAUGGAGUCGUCAGAACUUCACAUUGCUAGACUGUUCCAGCUGCUAACCCAGGUCCUGAAGCGCAUCACUGCCAACUCCAACCUCUUCGAAAAUGUUACCAGACUUCACCUACCAGGCCUGGAAACAGUUGAUAGAUUUCCUGUCCUUGGUGCUGUGGCUGGUAUUCUCAUCACACUGUUAUUGCAUGGCACCACUGAAAGCAAAGAACGAGCUACCUCUGCAUUACUAGCUGAGCCUGGCUUUACCAUGGAGUCAGUGGAAUUCCUUGUUGGAGGCAAAUCUUCUGUUCCUAGCAAGAAGUCACAGCAGAGUUUUUCAUUUCGUACUUUGGCUAAUAAAGAUGUCAACCAAGAAGAAGUAAAGGAAGUUGAAAACCUAGUACAUUAUCUAGAAGAACAAAGUUUACAAGUCAAACUUCACAAGCAAGAGUCUGUUGAUGUUGAAGAGUUGUGUCCUAUUUGUUAUGCUAUGAAGAUCUCAGUUAAAUUCAUGCCUUGUGGUCAUGUGUCCUGCAAGUCAUGUAUUACUCGUCACUUGAUGAAUAACAAGGAAUGCUUUUUCUGUAAGGAACUUGUAGACAGGUUUGAAGAUAUAUCCUCAGAUUCAUCAAAAUAACAGCAUCUAUCACAGAUUCUAAUCACCUGAAGCAAAAACUAGUUGUACAUAAUCACAUGUAAAGGUUAUCUUCCCAUAUUGGGAUGUAAUGAAGGUAACAUUUCAAAGGAAGUUGAAAAAACACUAAUUUUGCAGAUCAUACUGGCAAAAAAAUAAAAUAAGAUAAACAAGGAGCUUCUUCUUACAGUGCUUCCAAAUCAUGUGCAUAAAAAUAAAAUCAUAAAAUUGUUGAUGUGUCAGGGUUUUGUUGUUGGUAAUAAAGGGUGGUGUAGCGGUAGUGCACUACUUCCAGACUCUGCA